Molecule: messenger RNA, 1645 nt
Organism: Saccostrea echinata
Lineage: Eukaryota; Metazoa; Mollusca; Bivalvia; Ostreida; Ostreidae
Product: tetraspanin-18-like
Exons: 8
Coding region: 97-876 (259 amino acids)
Cellular component (GO): membrane
Source: RefSeq, a predicted model, not a curated record
GACUUGCUUACUGAUAACAAAGUUUUCAAACAUCGUGAAUUAUAACAAAGGAGACGAUAAGACGCACUGAAAGAUAGUCAACAAAGGUUAACCAAGAUGGGACUAACUGGCUGUGGAAAGCUUGGGAAGGGAUUCCUUAUUGUCAUCAACAUAAUUUUCUUCCUCCUAGGACUGGGGUUGUUAAUCGGUGGGAUUCUGAUGAAGGUCAAUGUAUCAGCCAUAAAUGACGAAGUCAAACCUGCACUGAAUGGAAUAAGCGUGUCCAGUUUUAAAUUAGGAGAUCUUGUAGAUAAUUUGUCCAUCCUCUUCAUUGUUAUGGGGGCCUUUGUUCUUCUUGUCGCCGGUCUUGGCCUAUUUGGUGCCUGUUGUGAGGUCAAAUGCAUGCUGGCAGCUUACGCCAUUCUUGUAUUGUUACUUUUUAUCAUAAAAGUAACAGCAGUUGCUCUGUGGUUUACGAUGAAGGGCGAGGUAGAAGAUACUGUAAAGGAUAGUUUGCUGAAGUCUCUGAAGGAAAACUACAAAACGGACCUGAUAAACGGCUCCAAUGUUGUGUCUAACGCUUGGAACUACAUGUUUAUGUCCGUAGAUUGUUGCGGUGUAAACAGCUCUCGUGAUUUUCUUGGUUUUUCGUGGACUCAUUCUUUGUCUUCAAUACCAAGAACGUGUUGCAAAAAUGUAGAUUCUGCAACUUAUUUGAAACCUACAUGUACGCCAGGAUAUAACGAAAAGGGAUGCUAUGAUACUAUAAAAGAUGACAUUACAACUUAUGGAAAUGUGUUUGCAGGAGUUGGAAUAACAAUUCUUUUCAUUGAGCUCCUGGCUGUUGUCUUUGCCAUCAUGAUUUGCUGCCAAACAGGAAAGGAAGGUGCCAUUUAAUAAGAAAUUUCUUAAAAUUGGACAUAUUUAUACAAAUGACAUUCUGUGAUUAACACCUAUCAUUAACACACCAGCCAAACAUAGUUUUUAGAUCAUACAUUCUGCCGUAUGAUAACAAUUAAAUGGUUUCAUGUGUUAUGGUAUUAAGAAACUAAAAAUGUUCAAUUUAUUUUCAAAUAUAACACAUAAUUAUAAAUGUAAAUUUUUUUUUAAAAUUCUACUUUAUUCAUAAUAUGACAUCGAAAUCCAUUUUCCUCAAAGAAUUAAAGUACUCGUUAAUAUUUUUUUUCAAUCAUGGUAGAUAAGACAGUCACUACAGUUUACUAGUAAAUUUACUUACCUUGUCAUUGGUCAUUUGCAAAGUUAUUUUGUUCAAAAACAUUCUGAUUCUUUUAAUGGCCUUUGAGCUUGAAUACAGUUCGAUAUCUCUUUAUUUCACACAAAAACUAUGAAAUGGAUAUUAAAAAGAUGCUUGAGCUUCUGAUAGACAAUAUCUAAGUAGUUUUUGGAGAUCAGGUCUUCCAACAAUCUACUACAAUUCCCAUAAGUACCAAUUGCGCCCCGUUGUUAGCAGACCCAUAAUUGUAUUCAUAUGAAGCAGAAUUUAUUCAAAAGCUUAUACAUAAGAAGAAGACACUUGCUGUGGCACUCAACUCGACAUUUAGAUAUAUCGACGACGUAUUAUGAAUUAACAAUAGUCACUUCUAUUUAUAUGUCGACUCGAUACAUCCCAGUGAACUUGAAAUAAAGGAUACCACAGAGUCUGACA